Messenger RNA from Sinocyclocheilus grahami, 2454 nucleotides. RefSeq names its product serine/threonine-protein phosphatase 2A 65 kDa regulatory subunit A beta isoform-like. Gene Ontology annotation, biological process: protein dephosphorylation. Gene Ontology annotation, cellular component: nucleus; cytoplasm; protein phosphatase type 2A complex. The record is from RefSeq and is a predicted model, not a curated record. Bases 63 to 1451 code for a protein of 462 amino acids. The transcript has 13 exons. Gene Ontology annotation, molecular function: protein binding; protein phosphatase regulator activity. NCBI's taxonomy places the organism in Eukaryota, Metazoa, Chordata, Actinopteri, Cypriniformes, Cyprinidae.
CGGCGAGCGGAAGUCAAGCAGCACAACGCCAGACGCCUCUGCAGUGAACAUCUAAGUCUAAAAUGGCAGGAGCAGAGGGAGACGAUUCGCUUUAUCCUAUCGCGGUUUUAAUCGAUGAAUUGAGAAAUGAAGACGUUCAGUUGCGGUUGAACAGUAUUAAGAAGUUGUCCACUAUUGCUCUGGCACUGGGUGUGGAAAGAACACGAACUGAACUACUGCCAUUCCUUACUGACACCAUAUAUGAUGAGGAUGAAGUUCUCCUUGCCUUGGCUGAGCAGCUCGGGAGCUUCACUGUACUGGUUGGAGGCCCAGAGUUUGUGAACUGUCUCUUGGACUCUGUGCGUCUCUUGGCGGUAGAAGCUGGCGUCAGCAUUGCUACUCUGCUGCCACAGGAAGACUUGGAGGCUCUGGUCAUGCCCACUUUACUUCAGGCCGCCGAUGACAAGUCCUGGAGGGUGCGCUACAUGGUGGCAGACAAAUUCUCAGAAUUGCAAAAAGCAGUUGGCCCAGAGAUCACCAAGACCGAUCUGGUCCCGGCGUUCCAGAACUUGUUGAAAGACUGCGAGGCAGAGGUCCGGACUGCUGCUGCCAACAAGGUGAAAGUAUUCUGUGAAAAUUUGCUUGAAGACAGCAGGGAGACCAUCAUCAUGACUCAUAUUCUGCCAUGCGUCAAGGAGCUGGUGUCUGACACAAACCAGCAUGUGAAGUCUGCCUUGGCUUCUGUCAUCAUGGGUCUCUCUACCAUCUUGGGCAAGGACAACACCGUAAAACAUCUGUUGCCUCUUUUCCUGGUCCAACUGAAGGACGAGUGUCCUGAGGUGCGUCUGAACAUCAUCUCUAAUCUGGACUGUGUGAAUGAGGUGAUCGGGAUUCGGCAGCUCUCUCAGUCUUUGCUGCCAGCUAUAGUAGAGCUGGCUGAGGAUGCCAAGUGGAGGGUUCGACUGGCCAUCAUUGAGUACAUGCCUUUGCUGGCUGGCCAACUGGGAGUGGAGUUCUUCGAUGAGAAGUUGAAUUCCCUGUGCAUGGCAUGGCUCAUUGAUCACGUGUUUGCCAUCCGAGAGGCUGCCACCUGCAACCUCAUGAAGCUGGUGGAGAAGUUUGGAGCAGAAUGGGCCCAGAACACCAUUGUGCCCAAAGUCCUUGGCAUGGCCAAUGAUUCCAACUACCUGCACAGGAUGACCACUCUCUUCUGCAUCAAUGCUCUGUCUGAAAUAUGUGGACAGGAAAUCACCACCAAGCACAUGUUGCCUGUAGUCCUCAAGAUGUCCACUGAUCAGGUGGCCAAUGUGCGCUUCAAUGUGGCCAGGUGCUUACAGAAGAUCGGACCAGAUUUGGACAGCAGUGCUUUGCAGGCAGAGGUUAAACCAGUCCUGGAGAAACUAGCUACAGACCAAGAUAUGGAUGUGAAGUACUUUGCUCUAGAGGCUAUAAGUGUUCUUGCCUUGGCUUGACUGACUUCUUCACCACAUCCAGUGAAAAGCUGACAACACAAGACCUGUUGCAUUAUAUUUAUUGUUCAUUUUGAAUGAUUAAGUAUCGUCGUUGUGUUCUUGUUUACUCUCAAAGAUAUUGAAUGAUCAAAGGAUGGACUUUCUAUAAAGUUUUACCUCAAACAUUGUUAGCGCAGCUAAGCUCUGCAUGCUUGUACAAUUACGCAUAGCUCUUCGCAAACAUCACCCCAUGAGCCAUUCCAGUGUGAUCGUAUCGGAAUCGGUACAUGCCUGCUUCAGCAUGCCAUUUGCUUUUCUUAGACCAGAGCUCAUCCUGCCAGUAGCAGAUGGUGCGAAAUGCCUGUUUAUUUGCUUUAGUAGAUUUGCUAGUGCACAGCACAUUGUUUACAUGUGUUCCCUCUCUAGAGAGGAAAAAAAAAUCUCAUGUGCUCUCACGGUUUAACCGCAGAGUCCUCCGUGUGCACAGGGCAGAUUGUGUUCUGAGCACAUGGUUGGAUUGCGGUCUCUCUAGAAAUUUGCUUUACGCAAUGAAGUCACACCUUUAUCAUGAGCUUUUUCCUUCUAGGGACCAUAUAAUUGAAUCAGUUGUGCUGCAACACCGGAUGCACGUAUGAAUCAACAUCAAUUCACGCCGUUUUGCCUGCAUUUUUGCACUCAUGUUGGUCAUGAAUAGCCCCCUUUAUAAACUUGUAGAUUUUCUUGAACCUUUGUGCCAAUGAACUAUCUAGUUAUAGUACGAUUUAUCAUUUUGUACGUUUUUCAAUAUACAUUGUUCUCUCUUAAGUGGAAGGCAUGUUUAAAAUGUGGCCGUGUCAUAAAAUCAUUCGGCUGGUUGGAGGGAUAUUGUCUUUUGUGGGAUGUAAUUCAGCAAUAUUCAUUGUUACAAACAACUUGCACCUUUGUUCAAGCUCAAUAUCAUGAGAACUUGUAGUUUUGUUUUGUUUUUUAACUCAUUUGGGAAAUUGGUGUACUUUUGGGACUAAAUAAAGUCAGUUGAACUACG